Molecule: messenger RNA, 1466 nt
Organism: Morus notabilis
Lineage: Eukaryota; Viridiplantae; Streptophyta; Magnoliopsida; Rosales; Moraceae
Product: fructose-bisphosphate aldolase 1, chloroplastic
Exons: 6
Coding region: 110-1303 (397 amino acids)
Biological process (GO): fructose 1,6-bisphosphate metabolic process; glycolytic process
Cellular component (GO): cytosol
Molecular function (GO): fructose-bisphosphate aldolase activity
Source: RefSeq, a predicted model, not a curated record
UCAGAGAGAGAGAGAGAGAGAGAGAGAGAGAGCUUGUGACAAGGAGAGUAAGAGUGAGAAAAAAACCAGAGCGUUUGAUAUCAUAAAAAGAACACACUUUUAAGAGAAAAUGGCCUCUGCUUCUCUUUUCAAGUCAGCACCAGUUCUUGACAAGCCUGAGUUUGUGAAGGGUGGUCAGUCUCUUCACCAACCUUCAGUUUCUGUUGUUCGUUUCCAACCCGUCUCACCUUCUUCACUCACUGUCCGCGCCUCUUCAUAUGCCGAUGAACUUGUCAAGACCGCGAAAACUAUUGCAUCUCCGGGGCGUGGAAUCCUGGCCAUGGAUGAGUCGAACGCCACCUGUGGGAAGAGACUGGCCUCGAUCGGUCUAGAGAAUUCUGAGGCUAACCGCCAGGCAUACAGGACUCUUCUUGUUACAGCUCCCGGGCUUGGCCAGUACAUCUCAGGUGCUAUCCUCUUUGAGGAGACACUAUACCAAUCAACAACUGAUGGCAGGAAAAUUGUCGAUGUGCUCACCGAGCAAAACAUAGUUCCUGGUAUUAAGGUUGACAAGGGUUUGGUUCCUCUAGCUGGUUCAAACAAUGAGUCAUGGUGCCAAGGUCUUGAUGGAGUUGCCUCUCGCUCUGCUGCUUACUACCAACAAGGAGCUCGUUUUGCCAAAUGGCGUACAGUGGUUAGCAUUCCAAAUGGACCAUCUGCCCUGGCUGUUAAGGAAGCUGCCUGGGGUUUGGCUCGCUAUGCUGCCAUCUCUCAGGACAAUGGUUUGGUGCCAAUUGUUGAGCCUGAGAUCUUGCUUGAUGGUGACCAUGGGAUUGAUAGGACCUUUGAAGUAGCUCAAAAGGUUUGGGCUGAGGUGUUCUUCUACCUGGCUGAAAACAAUGUCGCCUUUGAGGGAAUUCUUCUCAAGCCCAGCAUGGUCACUCCUGGUGCCGAGAGCAAGGACAAGGCCACACCGCAUCAGGUCGCUGACUACACCCUCAGACUCCUCAGGCAAAGAAUCCCCCCUGCUGUCCCCGGAAUCAUGUUCUUGUCAGGUGGGCAAUCUGAGGUAGAGGCAACCUUGAACUUGAACGCGAUGAACCAAGCUCCCAACCCGUGGCACGUCUCGUUCUCGUACGCAAGAGCACUUCAAAACACUUGCCUCAAGACGUGGGGAGGCAGACCUGAGAACGUCAAGGCAGCUCAGGAGGCCCUGAUUGUCCGGGCAAAGGCCAACUCUCUUGCUCAGCUUGGUAAAUACACCGGCGAGGGAGAGUCGGAUGAGGCCAAGCAAGGCAUGUUUGUUAAGGGCUACGUUUACUAAGCUGUUUCUUCACUCCAAAUUCUUCUGUAGAUGUGUGCCGUGAGAAUAUGACAAAGUAGUGAAAACUUAUCGUCUCUGUCCAAGUUCUUUGUGGAGAUUAUUUUUGGGCCUUAAAGUUGUAAUAUUAGUUAUCUAAUAAAUUAAUCUCCUGGCAAUUGAUGCU